CAGUGCGCUCACACAGCUAGUGACGGUGGACUAGUGGAGCACUGCUAGUGUCUCUCUGCGCUCUUUACUGGGGUUUUCCGCCACACAUUGGACCUGUUUGGACUGGGAGAAAGGACUAAAAUAGAAGAAGCAGCCACUGGAGCUACCUGCUGAGAAAGUAGUCCGGUGCAGAACUGAGAUCACCUGCUGGAGGCGUAAAGGCGAAUCACACUUCAAGGACAAUCAAUCAAUGGAAUAACGUGUAGUUCCAUUGAUUGAUUAAUUAAAACUAGUGUUUUUUUGUAUUUGUUUUAAGAAGAAACAGGAACUUAGUGCCAGAGAAAACGUAAGAGCACCUGGACGUUCAGCAGAAGAUGCGCAAUACUUUUUUGCGUGUCCCGAAAGACCAAACUAAUCGGAUGUGUUUUGGGAACUAACAUCUGGUGGAUGGAGAAGCUUUGCAGCUUAAAAAAAACAAAGUUAUUUAAAAGUUUCUCUUUACAAAAAUAGCAAAAGCAUUAUAAACUCCAGGAGACAGUGCGAUAUGGAUUGUGUUGCUUCUGAAAUCCGUGAGUCGGAGGCUGCAGCUGGGAUGCACAUCGCAUCUGAGCCGCGACGUUUCACACCAUGAUGCGGCAACAUAACUGCACCUGACAACGAAUGUCACAGACCUUAAUCCACUCCAGACGGAUCUAAUAUGUCCUCCCUAUUGAACAGGAAGCUGACUCUGUGCCAGGCCCUGACCUUCGUCCUGCUGCUGGUCACUCCCGUCUGCCUGUCGUCCCCGCAAAGUUCAUGGGUUUCUGCGUGGCAUCCCUCAAGCGAGGCAUCAUCAGGGCGUCUGGUGCGUGCCCGGCGGCAGCUGCACUUCAGGAACGAAUGGGCACCGUGGAGCGGCUGGUCUGUGUGUUCCUGUAGCUGUGGUGGCGGAGCCUCAGUGAGGACACGCACCUGCCUCACAAGGAACCCAGUGGGUGGACCAUGCUCAGGAGACCCCAUACAAUACAAGAUCUGCAACACUAAGGAGUGCCCCCCCAGCUCAGAGGACUUCAGAGAGAUGCAGUGUGCUUCCUUCAAUGACAGACCGUUAGUGGCUGGAACCUCCUUCAGAUGGACCACCUUCCACGGAGGCGCAAACCCCUGUGAAUUGAGCUGCCUGGCCCUGGGUCACAACUUCUACUACAACUUUGGCCGUGUGCUCGAUGGCACAAAAUGCGCCAAGGAGCCUGGAGCUAUGUGUGUCAACGGGCGCUGCCUGACGCCCGGCUGUGACUCCAUCUUGGGAUCAAAGCAGCAGGAGGACGCUUGCAUGGUGUGUGGAGGACAAAACACCACCUGCAUGCACCACAAGAGCGUGUAUCAGAGCAAUGGUCUGGAGGAAGGCGGACCGUUUGGAUACAACGAAGUGACCAUGAUCCCAGCUGGAGCUACUCACAUCCGAGUCAUUGAUAACAGCAGGAAUUAUCUAGCCCUCCAGAAUGGUCACUCCCAGUUUGUGAUCAACGGUAACUGGAAGAUCAGCAUUCCGGGGGAGUACAAUGUAGCCGGGACGAAACUGUUGUACCGGCGCUCUGCAGACACCUGGGAGAGCUUCGAGGUACCAGGACCCACCCAGGAAGACCUCCAUCUCAUGGUGCUGGCUACAGACAGAAACCCAGGCAUCGAGUAUGAGUACUGGCUGCCACCAGGUCAAUACGCUCUCCACCAUGGGAGGAGGAGUCCACUGCGCCAAGCUCACCACACUGACAACUACCUCCCCUUGGAUCAACCCUUCACCAAAACCACAACUACCACCACCACCACCACCACCACCACCCGGGCUCCCCCGGUCACCAUCCGACCACACUGGGUUUCAAGGCAUUUAAAGCCACCUCGCCAAUCUCCCCACCACAACCGCCGCCAGCCCGCUCACCAGCCCAUCCUGCCCCGUCUGGAGCGGGAGGAGAACCACCGAAACCUCCUGCCUCAGCCUUCACCCGGAAGAUAUUGUGGAAAAUGUCAUCGGAUUAAAGGUCGAAGGGAACGCCAAAGACAGUAUUGCCAGAAGGACUUUGUUUUCCGUGCCCGAGUGCUCGGAAAGCUGUACAGAGGUCAGGAGACGCGUUAUGACGUCCAGAUCCUCCACACCUACCGCAACGGCUUCCGCCUGGAGCACAGGGAGUUCUUGUGGGUCCCUAACGUGUGUGACUGCCCCCACCUUGAGGAGGGAAAACAGUACAUACUGAUGGUGCGCCGCCACAUCAACCACGAGCAGACACUGAACCGCAUCCUGCUAGAGGAGGAGAGCUAUGUUGUGCCGUACAGACCCCGAGAGGAAGAACAGCUGCGACCCCUCGAAAGACUCUGCAACAAUAGAGGAGCCAAACACCCAGCAGAACGGACGGGAUGAGUGUGUGUGUGUGUGUGUGUGUGUGUGUGUGUGUGUGUGUGUGUGUGUGUGUGUGUGUGUGUGUGUGUGUGUGUGUGUGACAGAAAAUGGAGCUCAUACUGAAGCUUUAUCACAUCCAAUGUUUCAUUUCUGGACCUUUGAAACCCUAUCUGACUACAUCCGAUCCGUGCGAUGGUCUGGUGUAUUCCAGAGUGGCAUUGCUGCAGAAAAUUGACAGCUGGAUAGAAAACAGACAAUUUAAAACUCGCCACAUUAAGAAGACAAAAAGAAAAUCCAUGUUUAUUUAAAAGCUUUACCAGCUUACUGUACCAUAUAGAGCACUUUAGGUGGAUGCUUGUGCCUACCUUUAAAGGGAUAGUCCGGCGAAAAUUGACCCCAGGGUCUUGUUCUGCACGAAAACUGAUCAAGUAAGCCCUCCAGAGAGUUUUUUUCGUUCAUCAACCAGUAUUGAGCUUGCCCGGAAAAACCGGGAGCAACGCUAAUAGCCAAAAUGGAUUACAGUGCAUUUGAUCGGGGCAGUGGCCAGAACGCUUCCAAAACAGCUUUUUUUUAACCACUAACAUUGCUCAAAAUAGCACCAAACCUCUGCAGUAGCAUGACUAGGGUCCCAUUCCAUGGAAAUUUAUAUCUAGUGAUUGUUGACAUGGAAAUGAAAGGAGUUGCCUGUAACUUACAUGCAACUCCUUUCAUUUGAAUUAUACAUUCCAAAACAUUCCUCCUUGAACUGAACUCCAGUGCAUUCGACAAUCGACUUAUGCGGACUUUCCUUGGAGAGGAGUCGGUAUUGGGGGGCAGUUGGUGAGUCUUGUAAAACAGUUAUUUUUAAUAAACUUCGGGUUUGCAAACUACGUUGUUGGUGUUCCAUUUUAUGUGUAGGGACCCUAGUCAUGCUACUGCAGAGGUUGGUGCUAUUUCGAGUAAUGUUAGUGGUUAGAAAAUGCCGUUUUGGAAGCGUUCUGCGCACUGCCCCGAUCGAAUGCACUGUAAGCCAUUUUGGCUAUUAGCGUUGCUCCCGGUUUUUUCCGGGCAAGCUCAAUACUGGUUGAUGAACGAAAAAAACUCUCUGGAUGGCUUACUUGAUCAGUUUUCAUGCAGAAAAUACCUGGGGUCAAUUUUCGCCGGACUAUCCCUUUAACACGUACCAAAGAGAAGAACAUUGACUGAAAUGGCCUUUUUGUUUAUUGCUGGUUUUUCACAGCUAUCAUUCAAUUGUUUUAUAUUAUUAUAUUUUUGUGUGUGCGUACAUUUAUAGAAAAACCACCUCAAAACACUAAACACAGCAACAUUAAACACCAUUUUGAGUAUGUCCUUGACUUAUUUUCUGGGAUAGACAGACUCAUUCAAACAUUUCCAGAAGCUUAGUUAAGUUGGUAUAACAGUAAAUGCUUCAGUCAACUAUUAAUAUUAGGUGUUGGAAUUUAGUCUCAGUCCCUCAAAGUUUAAGCAUAAGGAGCUGGCUUUUCCAGAGCUUCUAUAACAUAAGCCAAAAUGUCUUCAAAAUGUGCCAGACAAUUUGAAAAAUAAUCUUACACUGGUAUUAAAUAUCAUUAUCUCUCCUUCAAACAGCACAUGUAACUGCAGCUCAAUUCAAGUUCAUUGUGCAUGUCACAGCAAUUAGGACUUUAAUCAAAGGUGGAUUUUUCUUUUGGUUUUAACACCAGAUAUAGUAACAACAUAUUGCUUCACAAUAUAUAGUUAUGUAUAAAAAAGCUUAAAGCAAAACACAUUAAGUUGUGUGUCACUUGUUGUUUAACAUAUUCAUGAUGUCUGUUCCUUUUGUGGUAUUCAUUUUUAUAGCGUGUUAAAUCAGGUCUGCUUUGUGAUACUCUAUGUAAAAGACAUUAUGAAAUGAACAGCAUUUUAUUGCACGGCACUGAUUAGCUACAAAUAUACUAAAGCAUCAUUUGACUAAUUGUUUGGGAAAACUUGCAGAUUAAUAGUCAGUUAACUUCUGUGCCUUGUGUUAUGCAUUUCAUAUAUAACACUUUUUUUUCAAACCUCAUCUACAUGUGCCAAAAGUGUAAACAUAAUAAUGACGCGUUAUUCUUAAUAUGAAAGUAUUUAGAUGUUCUCACAAAAAACAACAACAUUGUGUUGAUUUGGUAUUAAAGCUGAAUAAACAUGUUAAAGUGA
Eleginops maclovinus (Patagonian blennie) is the source of this 4501-nucleotide messenger RNA. It is a transcript of the gene adamtsl5, whose product is annotated as ADAMTS like 5. Gene Ontology annotation, molecular function: protein binding; metalloendopeptidase activity. Gene Ontology annotation, biological process: extracellular matrix organization; proteolysis. NCBI's taxonomy places the organism in Eukaryota, Metazoa, Chordata, Actinopteri, Perciformes, Eleginopidae. Gene Ontology annotation, cellular component: extracellular matrix. The coding region runs from base 677 to 2368 and encodes 563 amino acids. The transcript has 13 exons. The record is from RefSeq and is a predicted model, not a curated record.